GCUUUCAGGAGAUUCCUCAACUCGGAAACAGGGCCAAAGACAAUCCACUUCUGGGCGCCGUUCAUGAAGUGGGCGUUGGUGCUGGCGGGGGCCAACGAGAUGACGAGACCGGUGGAAAAGGUGUCUGCGACACAGCAGCUCUCGCUUUUCGCCACGGGGGCGAUCUGGACCCGGUGGGCAAUGGUGAUCAAGCCGAAAAACGUGCUUCUAGCGUCGGUGAACUUCUUCCUCGGAACGGUUUCGAUUGUUCAGCUUGCCCGGAUUUUCGAGUGGAGGGUCAACACGAUCGGCGACACCCCGACCAACGCCAUCAAGUACAUGUUG
Molecule: messenger RNA, 324 nt
Organism: Pichia membranifaciens NRRL Y-2026
Lineage: Eukaryota; Fungi; Ascomycota; Pichiomycetes; Pichiales; Pichiaceae
Exons: 1
Biological process (GO): pyruvate import into mitochondria
Cellular component (GO): mitochondrial inner membrane
Molecular function (GO): pyruvate transmembrane transporter activity
Source: RefSeq, a predicted model, not a curated record